Molecule: messenger RNA, 414 nt
Organism: Thlaspi arvense
Lineage: Eukaryota; Viridiplantae; Streptophyta; Magnoliopsida; Brassicales; Brassicaceae
Source: the annotation of a GenBank genome assembly
AUGGGAAGAUCUGCUCCUCGUCCCCGUCCUGCUGCUGCACGCAGCCCCCCUCCUCAAACUGUAAACCGUGCUCCUCCUCCAGCUCCAGCUCAGGCGAGCAGUGGUGGUGGCAUGUUCUCAGGCAUUGGUUCAACCAUAGCUCAGGGUAUGGCUUUUGGUACCGGGAGUGCAGUCGCACACAGGGCUGUGGAUUCAGUGAUGGGCCCACGAACCAUUCAGCACGAAGCUGUUGAGGCUGCCUCUGCGUCUGGAGCUCCUGCUGCAAGCAACGUGUUCUCGAGUUCCUGUGACAUUCAUGCUAAGGCUUUCCAAGAUUGCAUCAGCAGCUAUGGAAGCGAGAUUAGCAAGUGCCAGUUCUACAUGGACAUGUUGUCUGAGUGCAGGAAGAACACUACCUCCGGUAUUGGUGCCUGA